GAUAACUGCUGCUCUAAAGAAUCCAUGCCACCUUUUGUUGGAAACAUUACCUAGAGACUUUGGGUAUUGUGCUUACUAUAGCCCUGGCAUUUAACUCACUUUCUAGUCUCUGGAAGCCCAGGGAAAUGGAAGAGGGCACAAAUUAUUCUCUUGUUUCUUUAAAAUCAGCUAUUCAAAUAGUUGUAUUUUAAGUCAUUGAGAUAGUAGAUUAGUGUGCUUAAAAAGGCAAGACAGUGAUUACCGUUUUUAUGACCUGGUGAAUUGAGUGUGAUAUGGUUAUCUGUGAUAAGAUGUGAAAUGGAAGUGCUGAAAGACAGCUGGGGGAUAAUCAACUGUGCAGAGGGAUUGCUUUGCUCAUCAGUUGGUGCUUCCUUUGUUUUGCUAGUCAAUUUCUGGCUUAGGUGAGGCUCCCUCCCUUUGCUUCUAGCCCAUGGCUUUAUGUGUAGAACAGAACUGGGAUUCUCACUCUUGUUUUUGUAGAAAUCUGUGUGGAACAAAUGGCACCCAUCCCAGUGACGAAUAAAACCAGACCUGCAGUCCAUCUCAGAUGACUGAGUUGUGUGUUUACCAUGGUGCUGGGAGCCUGGGAUGUGACUUCGUCAGUACGUGGGCCUUCACACACUGUCACCACUUUAUUGUGGGCCAUUUCAGCCCUGGACAGUGGUCAGCUAAAGUGACAGUAGGGGUUGUGGGGGGUGUCCUUUGAAGGCUGUUUUAUUUCUGAGUUUCUCCAGGGCUGUUGUGCCUUUUAUGAGUCCUUGAAUUGACAUGCUCUCUUCCUCUGAGAGGCCGCAAAUGGUAUCUCCAGUGAGUGAGGAUGCCACGGAAGAUGUGCGGAAAGCCCGCGGUGCCUUGGAGGCUCAGGCCUUGGUGGACCAGGAAUUGCUGCCUGCAGAGAUGGCCAAGUACCAAGUCCCGCAGUGGCCUGGGGACAUCGUUAUGAUCCAGUCUGAGCACACAGGAGCUGUAGACAUUCUUUCCGCUGAUUUGGAAUCUGCAGACCUACUGGGAGACCACAGGAAAGCCUCCCCACCUCUGAUGGCGCCUCCAUGCAUCUGGACCUUCGCCAAGAUGAAGGAAUUCAAAAGCAAGCUGGGCAAAGAGAAGAAUAGCCGUCUGGUGGUGAAGCGGGGGGAGGUGGUGACCAUCCGGGUACCUACCCAUCCAGAGGGGAAGCGUGUCUGCUGGGAGUUUGCAACUGAUGACUAUGACAUUGGCUUUGGAGUUUAUUUUGACUGGACCCCUGUAACCAGCACUGACAUCACAGUGCAGGUCAGCGAGUCCAGUGAGGAUGAGGAUGAAGACGAGGAAGAGGAGGAGGAGAUUGAAGACCCUGUCCCAGCUGGAGAUGUGGAGAGAGGCUCCAGGAGUUCCCUGCGGGGGCGCUAUGGGGAGGUCAUGCCCGUGUACCGGCGGGACAGCCACCGAGACGUGCAGGCUGGCAGCCACGACUACCCCGGUGAGGGCAUCUACCUGCUCAAGUUUGACAACUCCUACUCCCUGCUCCGCAACAAGACUCUCUACUUCCACGUCUACUACACUAGCUGAAGGCCUGCGGGGAUGGGGCGGCAGGCGUGUGCUGGCUGAGUGGGCUGCCAGCUGAUGCCUCUUGUUUCUGACGGGCAAGAGCUUGCAGCUGCGCGUGAGGCUGCCGAUCCUCACGCCCUUCCUGGUAUGCCUGACUGUCGACCCCAUGUAGCUUUUCCCCAUUCCUGGCUUCUGCAGAUGCUGAUACAGUGCCCUUGUUCUGUGGUCCCUGACUCACACUCUUCUUGCUUCAGACUCCAGCAAACUCCCUCUGUGAAGGUGCCCAUCAGGCAAAAGCCUAAAAGGAAGUUGGGUGUUGUCUUUUAAAACUAGGUUUGUUUCAGCAUAAGGUCUCUUAGGCAAUUGCUGCUCUCUCCUCUCCCAGAGCCUUUAUUGCAGGUGUGUUUGGUGAUCCACUCUCUUGUUGGAAGUGCUGGAAGAGAGAAAAGCACACUGUCCAUGAAGGAACCCAACCUCUUGAAUGGAGAAAGCUCUGUCCAGCCUCUCACCACUGCCAUAUUCCCGCCUGCUGGCUCUUUGGGGUCUCUAGCACAGGCUGGGAGCCCUCACUGCCUUUGAGGGGUUAUUAGUCCUGAUGGUUCACUUCUUCCUCUUUGCCUCCUCUUUUCCCUUUCCUAAGCCUGUGUCUUUGUCAUUACAGCAAGAACUUCAUGCGGUCUAAAGUGACGAUCAGUGUAACUAGGAUCUUCUGGGAAAAAACCCCUGCCUCCAUCACUUUCUGUUUAAAGAGGUAGUGUCCUUCACCAAGGACACUGGUGGUUGAAGGGGAAAGGGUGGCCCUUAGGUACUGGAUUGAUCUCAGAACCCACACUGAAAUUAUUUUUUUAUAUAAUCAAAGAAGAAGGGGUAUAAUCUGAGAAAGAAGGUUUAAAAAAAAAAAAAAACCACUGCAGAUUCCCCGCCACUUUUUUUUCCUUUCUUUAGAGUAGGAAUGUUAUUUAGACAUUUUGCUUUGGAACCAAUCUGAUAGCCAAAGUUUCUGGAUUGAGAUUUCUUGCAUUCAGGGCUUAAAGCUUCUGGUGUUUAGAGUCUCUUAGGAAAGGUGAUAAUGAGCUCCGCUGUUGCUACUGAUUGGAUUUGCUCUUUCCCAGGCCAGUGCUUGCAUUUCCCUGGUGACGGCCAUUGCCACUCUUAUCACCCUGAGGGCCAGGAGUGCCACAGGGUGCUGCAGCCAGUGGUCACCAGAGGGACAGGGUGGCAGGGCCUCAGGCAGAGAAGGAGGCAGAGAAGGGACCACUGCGGUUGUCGGUACCUACUUGUUUCUUAUUCCUUGUGUCAAGUCUAUUACUGCCUUAGAAUUUUGAGGAUUAAUUAAUUUAUUACUUUAUUUAUUUUUUUAGCACAUUUCAAUAUGCCUUUGAAACUGUCUCCAUCUGUUUCUCAGAAGGCUUCUGUCUGCUCUGAGCCAUUGAGGCCACCUCUUCUAUGGAGUCACAGAGGAGUUGGGAAGUGAUGUUCCCUUCCUGAGGGUCAGCCCUGCGGUGCUUUGGGAGGAAUCUGCCCCUUCUGACAGGGAUGACACUAACCUGCCAGCAUUCCCUGCGAGGAGUCUAGGUCGUGAGGGAAUCUGCCUAUGUGCCCGGGAUUGACGCAGAGGACUUGACUAGCCAGUCAGAGCUACCCUGUGACUCCAGGCUGCCCAAGUCCUUGGCCUGCUCUGAAGGGACCCGUGCUUCACGAUGUUUCCUCUGGCUCAGUCCUUCCUUGUUUGAGUGCCUCCCACCAGGCCUCCCCUCCAUACAGGAGCAGGAACUGGAGGAAGCGGGCUCCUCACAAUAGGUCUGUGGUAGCAUCUGCAUCAUGAGCAAAGGGUGUAGAGCCUGCACCUUCUGGUCCCCUGGGAGCAAAGUCCGAAGUGGGGUAGGAUGUGGUGGAUUGCCAUAGCAUCCCCAUUCUCUGAGCGGCAUCAUACCUCCAUUAUUUUAUAUCCCAGUGCAUUUUGUAGAGGAUUACACUGGCCAAAAUUUAUAUACCUUGUAAGAAAUUAGAAAUUAUUUUAGUGACUGUCAAUUUGGGCAGUGAAAAGCAAACUUGCUGUCCGUCAUUCCACUAGAUAGCUGAGUAACCACUCUUUCAUCACUAAAGGUGAAUCAUGCUUUUGCUAAUAGAAACUUUAUAACAUAAUUUUCUACUGAGCUGUUCUCCAGUCAGCUGAAGCCUUGCUUAUUUUUCCUGUUUAUUAUUAACUUCUGACUUUCUCUUAAAAUGGAGUUGCCAGGCCAUAGCAAGCUCCCCGGGUAACAUUUAUUGUUUAUUUUUGCUGUGAGAUUUUCUGUCCUCAUUUUCUUUGGAAUUCUAGUUCUGUUGCAUCACAAAAGCGUGAGGGACUGUUUUCCAUCGCCUCUGUGAGCCUCCUGUUGUCUGGUCACUUUUGAAGUCCUGGACGUGGUUACAAUUCAGUUAGGGUUUCUUUGUUCCAUUUGCAUAAAAUUCCUAAAAGAUGUUUUCACCAUCUAAUUCAUUCACUGUUCUCGUAUUAAAUUUCUGAAAUUUUUGAACUUUAGAGACAAAAUAUUAUUUACUCAAGCACAGGUAAUUACUGACAAUUUCAUAGCCCAGGAAAUCUUAAGAGGUAGUUAUUCCAUGUCCAAGUUUAUAAACCAAACAAUGAAAUGAAAAUCAUUUGCUUCCACCCUCACCCUGUUCUGUAGAGCACAAGUAAAUAUUAACAAACAAUUGAAAGUGCUUCAUCGUAAGAGAGAGAUUGGAAUUCUCUACGUAGAGUGGCUGAGUUCUUAAAUUCCUUCAGUUUGUUUAGUUGUGCUACUUUGUUGAGAGAUGGGGCUUUCAAAAAUGAGGUUUAAAGGGUUCAUUUUUUCUCCCAACAUUUUAUUAUGAAAAAUUUUCAGCAAACGGAAAACUUAAAGUAUAAACAUCCUUAUAUGUGCCACCACAUGGAUUUUAAAAUUAUAAACUGCUAAUUUUUAAACAAAGAUGAUUCUACCAUUCUGUUCCUUUUCACAAGUGUCCAAUUAGAGGAUGGUUCCUGUGCAGACAUUAGCUUAGAGAGCUCCUGGAUUUUUGCAAACUUGCUUCAUUCAGUGUGGGUUACCUCGUAAAAGUGUUUCUUGCUGUCACUUUUCAAACUCAUGCUGUAUUCCUCCCUCAGGUCAUACUUUCCGCUGUUUUCUUCUCUAACUGAGAUGCUGGAGGUAGGGUAAUUGUGAAGCUGCUCUGGAAAGACUUUAUUCUAAUCUCUUUGCUUUAUGAGACAUCCUCAGGACCCUGGAUUGAAACUCAACCCUCACGCAAUAUGCAGUUUUAUAAUGGAAGUAGGUAGCCACUUGAAAUGAGGCCAUUCUUAGUUUUGUUUUUUUUCUUAAUUGAUUCAUGCACUUUAAAUAUAGUUGUAUCUGUCAUUUAGGAAAGAAAAUCUCAUACUUUUAUAAAGUAUAUAUAUUGUCCUUGUAAUAUGUAUAUGGAAGAGUUAAAGCUAAAAGCUCACUGUCUUAUAUUAAUCAGUGGGAUUAGAUAUUAUUGUAAAAUUUAUCAUUUACAGGAAGUAUCUGAGUGUAUAUGUUUUUGAUGAGCCCUACUCAGUCCCUCAUUGAAAGAAUUAGGUGAAACCCAAACCCCAAAGUUUGUAUUUUUAAUAUUUAUUUUUAAGACCACUUUUCUGCAAAAUGUUGCCUUUUAACCCCAAAGUAUGUGGUUCUAAGGUACAAAGUUGAGUUACCCUAAUAUUUGCACAAAAGACUAUUGUUAUAGAGGAAGGGGCAUGAGUGAAACAGUUUGUGCAGCUUGAGAACUGCCUUUUUAAAUUGACAGUAAGGAAUGAAAACAGAAUAAAUUGAGGGGAAGAAAGAAAAGCUAUCAGAUGUAUCCUGGAAUUUUGCUCAUACCCUGAUUUUGUUUAGUUCUUUAGUUUGUAGUUCAGUAGUUGGAAUUGUUCUUUAAGGCAGAAGCCUCACUGGUUCUCAUCCCACUGAUUGGGAAAACCCCAAACCCAUUUUGCUGUCUUGUCCAACAGGAUCUGCGUUAGAAGUGUUUUUGAGUAGGUCUCCUCUACUAAGUACAAUCCUGACCUGAGCGUGGAUUUCAUCUCUGUAUUCUCUGAGACUUACGAGUCUAGUAACAUGAAAAAGAUGAUGAGUUUAGGAGGAGGACAGGCGGAGUUCUAGUUGUGUCACUGUAGCCCCAGUUGAUUCUGACAGGGGCCAAGAAAGGGAUGAAGUGGGUUAAUUUUGACCGACAUCACAGGAGAGUUUCAAACCACAAGAGUGUGUUUGGGAGCAAGCUGUGCCCCUGUGGGCUGACCUCCCUGGGAGGUGUAAGAUUCACCAUCUUUAAUUUGGAUGGGAUGGUCAUAUACGCAGUAGUAAAGGGAACAUACCAAACACAGUUUGUUCACCCUGUUAGAGCUUCCGUUUAGAUUGUCUCCUGAGUCUGUAUGGUUGACAUCAAACUCUUUUAACUGGUAUCUUUCCACAUGGUCAGAAGUGUAGAACUGAAUCUGCUAGAAAAGGGGAAAAGCACCAGUGGUUGAAAAGAGUUGGAAAGUGAGUUUCUGUCUUAAGGAAGGUUAUUUCAUUUUUGUUGUUGUGAGGGGUGGUAGCUCGUUAAGGGAUUUAUGCUAUGUAGAGAGAAAGUCAUUAUAUUCAUUGUGUUUGUGCUCAGGGAGCCAUGAUACAUGAUUCUUUGGGGAGCAGGUAGGGAAUGGGUGUCUAAAACCAAUCACAAGCUGGGUGCUUUCCAGCAACCCAGUAUGUGGUGAGUAUCUACAUGGCCAAAGUCCCAGUCUUCACGCACAUGGGAUCCUAUCCUUAGGCUCUCAGGUUCACAUAGCUGAGAGACAGAGAGAGGGCCUAGGCUCCCUCCAUUUCUCUCUGAUGUCUUAUUUCUGGUAUUGUUUAGCACUGGCAUCAUGGUAUCCAAGGCCUCAGUUUACCUGAUUAACCAGAAUUAAAUCCUAGCGUGAGUUGAGUAGAUAAGGCAGUCCACCAUGACUGGCAGUAGGGCUGGGGAGGGAUUGUGACUUCUGGUCCCAUAUUGGGAUAGCUGGGUAACUGUGACUGUGCAGUUGGAGCUCUUGUUUACCUUAGCAAGUGAGUGAAGCGGAUGUGACAGUGCUGUACUGAUGAGGACUUCAAAUGAACUGAGUUGCUAAUAAAUAGAGCAAGCCCUCCAUCUGUGGGAAUAUAUUUUGUCACUGGCCGUAAGUGUAAUUUCGGUGUGAGCUGAGAGUCUGACUUCAGGGCCCACUAAAGGAGACAUCCUUUGUGGGCAGUGACUUUGGCAUUCUGUAAAGGAGAACCCCCCUGGGAGUUGGUUCCCAGUGGCCUCUUUUCUGGGAACGAGGGGAACGCCCUCAGGCAAGAACUGCUUUGGCUCUGUUGGUACCUGGUUAUGAGCAGUGUCACCCCUUUGCUCUGUCUAACCAGCCCAGCACCUAUGGACACUCCACUGAUAUUUACCCACUUAUUUAGGUAAUGAGGUUAGGGCAGGAUUUGGGACGGACCUAAAGGGGGAGGGAAACUUUGCUAAGUAUUAUAUAGCCAGAUGUCAGAAAUCACUGCUCCCUCUGGAGUGUUGCAUUGUCCCUGCCUGAACCCCGAAGGCCAAACAAAGCCCCUCCUGUUUGAAUCUCGUCUCCAAGCUAAGAAAACCCAAUUAACUGCCUAAAGCCUUGAUAGUGGGGUUCAUUUGCAAAUAGUCAUUCCCUCAGAAGCUAAGUCCAAAGGCAAGACUCUGGCUUUGAAAUUAUUUAUAGCCCUGGUUACUGGUUUGAACUCAUGGUUUCUAUUAUAUGUAUUUUGAUUUGUUUUAGGCCCCAGGCAGGUGGACCAGAGUUAAUGUUAAGGCUCUUCUUCGCUCUGGGAGAUGAGGAAAGGGUGCCCCCAAAUCUAUAGAUAUAUACUUUUUAUUAAAUUAUACAGUUUUCUUUCACUGUAAGCAGGUAGUUUUGGCUUAUCUAGGGAUAAAAUAAUACAUGUGAAGUGAUUCCCAGGGGACAAAGUAUAUUUUCUGAAAGUUCUGAUACAGGGUCAUGAACAAUUCUAAAGUUUUGGUUUGAAAUACUAUAGACUAUCGGAUUACGGAAGAGACCUUAACUGGCAGUCAGUUUAAGGAGCUCUCUUCCUGAAUGCUCAUCCUCACUUAGGUAGGAAAUGCCUCAUCUGUGAUGUUCUUGUGCUUGGCUGUUAUUGCUGAUUUUUAGGUUCAGGCAAGAAUCAUCUGGAGAACAUUACCUUAAUUCUUUCUCUCAUGUCCUAAGCAGUACAUUUAAGAAAUUCCAUAUUAAAAAUGCCACUAACAUCCCUUUCUGAGAUUAUUGUCCUGUAAAAGAUUUUUUUCAUUUAAUCAAGUUGAAUUAUUUCCAUUUAGCCAUGUUCAAGAGCAAGUAAAGCCCAGAGAAAGCAAUUCUAUAUCCCAUGACUCUGGUGUAUCCAUUUUCUCUUAAUAAUGGGAAGUCUUUUGAAAUUCCCAGAAGAAAGCUGCUUUGUAAUCAAAGUGAUGGGGUAUAAGAAAGCCCCAGUUUGGGUAAGGCUAAUUAGAGUAGAGCGAAGUGCUUGAAGAUUUCAACUACUUUAUGCCAUCUAGCUUGUUUCUGAAAGGCCUGCUUUGGUGCCACGCACUGAGAUCUAGUUGACUGAAAGAUGAUCGAACUUUCUUGGUAAAUAUCUAAGCAAUUGGCAAACCACAAAGCAUUCUUUCCCUAUUGUCCUGCAUCAUGCACUGAUGCUGACAUUCCAAAAAGGGGUCUGGAAGGGAAACAGUGUCACAGUCUUUUCUUUAAAAUACAAAAGUAUGUCAACCUAUCAUUUUUUGCAGUCCACUUGUUUUACAUGUCCCGUCAUGAGAACCGCUGUCAAUAUCACCUAUGGUUUCUAAGUUAAGAGCUCUGUACCGAAUUGUUAUUUAAUCAUUAUGUCCUGCUGAGUGGUUUUUUUCCUUUAAAAUACCAUACUUUACCACCCUGUGGCACUGAAUGUGUUGCUGUGAUGCACAGACGAUCCUGAGCUAUGCUUCUUUAAAUAGCUCAGUUCUUGUGUUUUUAUAUUAUGUACCAAUUUUGUGAUGCUUUUGUGCAUUCUUUGUCUUCUCUUCUGUGUUUUGAAAUAUGUCAUAAAUAAACUUUUUCACUAUGCACCUGAAA
Hipposideros armiger (great roundleaf bat) is the source of this 8644-nucleotide messenger RNA. It is a transcript of the gene TMED8, whose product is annotated as transmembrane p24 trafficking protein family member 8. The record is from RefSeq and is a predicted model, not a curated record. The coding region runs from base 769 to 1548 and encodes 259 amino acids. NCBI's taxonomy places the organism in Eukaryota, Metazoa, Chordata, Mammalia, Chiroptera, Hipposideridae. The transcript is spliced from 4 exons.